GAGGCUGAUGUCACAGAAACAUCAUUCCAACACAGUUUUAUUGCAUUGCUGUACUCUGCAGGGGCCCUAUGCUACGCCGAGCUGGGCACCACUUUUACCAAAUCUGGGGGCCACUACACGUAUCUUCUGGAAACACUGGGGCCCCUUCCUGCUUUUCUACGGCUCUGGGUUGAGUUCUUAUUCAUCAGGCCAGCUGUUGCUUCCUAUGUGUCCCUGGCUUUUGGACGUUAUGUGGUGGAGCCGUUCUUCGCACCCUGUGUUGCCCCCGAGGGGCUGAUAAAACUCGUCGGUAUCCUCGGAGUGACUUUUGUUGUGGCAGUGAACUGCUGGAGUGUGAACUUGGCGUCCCGCACUCAGGUCACUCUGACCUUCGUCAAGAUGUUCGCUCUGGUCCUGAUCAUCGUCCCUGGUGUCAUCGCGUUAUUCAAAGGAAAGACAGAGAACUUCCAGAAUGGCUUUGAGGUAGACCUCAUAACUCUGGAUAGGUUACCCCUUGCCUUUUAUAACGGUCUAUAUGCUUAUGGAGGAUGGUUUUAUCUGAACUUCAUCACUGAAGAAGUCAUAAAUCCAAACAGAAACAUCCCACUGGCAAUAAUCUGCUCCAUGGUAACCGUGACGAUCUUCUAUGUGCUGGUUAACGUGGCUUACUACACCAUGAUGACCCCCGGCGAGCUGCUAAUGUCGGACGCUGUAGCUGUGACGUUUGCCAAUCGUGCUCUUCAGGGUGUGGCCUCUGCAAUCCCCAUUCUCGUGGCUUUGUCCUGCCUCGGAGCGCUAAACGGAGGCUUUUUCGGAUCCCCCAGGAUGCUGUUCGUGGGGGCCAGAGAGGGCCACUGGCCGCCCAUCUUUUCCAUGAUUCACAUUCGCCGACGCACACCUUUACCUGCCGUGCUGCUGCUGUAUCCCCUGGUGGUCUUCAUGUUAAUCAGCGGAGAGAUCUACCAGCUUAUCAACUUCGCCUCUUUUUCACGCUGGUUCUUCAUCGCCUUGGCGACCCUGGGGAUGCUCAUCCAUCGAUACCGCUUCCCCCUUCUGCCGAGGCCUUUCAAGGUUCCCUUGAUCAUCGCCGUGACCUUCACCGUGGUCUGCUUCUUCAUCGUGGGCCUGUCUUUGUACUCGGACCCCUGGAACACGGGAAGGAGCUGUGCUCUCACUUUGACCGGAGUUCCGGUUUAUUACUUGACCGUCCAGCGUUUCCAUCUGCCGCACAGAUGGAGGCACUUCUUCAAUAAAUGCUGCAAGAAACUUCAAAUCCUCCUGGAAGUGGCUCAACAGGAAGUCCAGACGUAUUGAAGAACUCCAGAAAAGCGUUUUCCUCCAACAGAACCUCAGAGACCCACAACUGCGGCGCUUCCAUGGAUGAUGGCGGCGAGGCGGGAGAGAUUUCACGCUGGAGCUACAGAGCCAGAAGGGGGGGGCCAUGGCGGCGACCUGCUCACUCGAAGUGAAGUCUGCCAGAGCAGAUGCCGCAGACAGGAACAGUAACAGACUCUGGACCGGAACUAGAAGGACCCGCCCGCGUUUUCUAACUCCGCCCUUUUUCGUAACGAUUGAUAACAAAUGAUCAGGCAGAAAUAAAUAUGGAUCCUAUAGAUCUUUAAGACGA
Molecule: messenger RNA, 1606 nt
Organism: Oryzias latipes (Japanese medaka)
Lineage: Eukaryota; Metazoa; Chordata; Actinopteri; Beloniformes; Adrianichthyidae
Source: RefSeq, a predicted model, not a curated record